Messenger RNA from Toxorhynchites rutilus septentrionalis, 1119 nucleotides. RefSeq lists its product as uncharacterized. The record is from RefSeq and is a predicted model, not a curated record. The transcript has 3 exons. Bases 367 to 1008 code for a protein of 213 amino acids. NCBI's taxonomy places the organism in Eukaryota, Metazoa, Arthropoda, Insecta, Diptera, Culicidae.
UUAAUUAUUUUAUCUUGUCUUAUCAGCUAUGAAUACAUUCGACUCGUUUGCUUCCAUCAAUCGGUAAGUGAGAAAGAUGAUUUCUCCCAUCACCACAGUGCGGAUUUCCACUUCUAUCACAGCAGCCAACAACAUCCGUUUUCCUGCAGCAGUAACCUCUGUGUGGACGCCAGAGUGCAUAUUGGCAGCACUGUCAGCUAUAAGUAUCUCGCCAUACUCGUUCAUCCCAUCAUUCGUAUAUACCUCGAUUACAGCAACCUUGCACCUCGGCCUGACAGCUCAUCUGAGUACGCCACACUCACAAUCGCCCUCUUCCUUGUUCCAGCCACAGCAGAAGCAAGAUACGUUUCCGCGUUCCGAGGCAAAAUGGUGUACUUCACGGAGCCCGGUUCCGUUUUUUUUAGAAAGGGGGGAGGAUGUGUGGACGCCAGAGUGCAUAUUGGCAGCACUGUCAGCUAUAAGUAUCUCGCCAUACUCGUUCAUCCCACCAUUCGUAUAUACCUCGAUUACAGCAACCUUGCACCUCGGCCUGACAGCUCAUCUGAGUACGCCACACUCACAAUCGCCCUCUUCCUUGUUCCAACCACAGCAGAAGUAAGAUACGUUUCCGCGUACCGAGGCAAAAUGGUGUACUUCACGGAGCCCGGUAAUUUACAACCUCCAACCCCUGUUGGCAAUGCCGGGGGACAGCAUCAACAGCAGCAGCAGCAGAAUUUGACCAUGGUAUGGUAUUGCGAAGAACUUUCCCCAAUAGAGGUUCCGUGCUUCGCGCACAUUCAAAAAUCCUCUUCAGACACGAAAACUCAACGACAAGGAGCUAUGAAUACAUCCGACUCAAUCAAUCGGCGAAUGAGAAAGAUGAUUUCCCUUAUCACCACAUUGCUUAUUUCCACUUCUGUCACACCAGCCAACAGCAUCAGCUUUCCCGCUGCAGUAUCCUUUAAGUCCAGGGUGCUAUUCCGGGGAACAGCAUCAACAGCAACCGCAGCAGGACCUGGCCAUCGAUAGUAUUUCGAGCAAUUUUCCCCAUCGGAGAUCCCGUGCUUCACGCACAUUGAAGAAUCCUCCUCAGCCACAUAUCUGUGUCAUCAAGGGCAAGGAGGUAUUCAUCAAAGUACU